GGUAGUCGAACAAUUACAAUAUCCGAAAAAUCUCUUAGAAAUAGAAAGUAAAAACUGUGCAGUGAGUGUGGUUCUUGUUUCAACUUUCAUUCAUCUACGUCAACAAGCAAAAUGUCACACCAUCGUGAGCCAACUGUUGUGGGAAUGGUGAACUUCAAUGCUGCAGAAGAUGCAGCCGCCCUGCGAGCGGCCAUGAAAGGCUUCGGCACGGACGAGCAGGCCAUCAUUGACAUCCUUACCACUCGCUCCAAUGCUCAGAGACAGGCCAUUUCUCAGGCUUUCACACAUGAGUAUGGCAGAGAUCUGAUUGACGACCUCAAGUCGGAGCUGGGCGGCCAUUUUGAGGAUGUGAUAGUCGCGCUCAUGAUGCCUCCUGAGGAGUAUCUCUGCAAGGAAUUGCACCACUGCAUGUCGGGGAUGGGCACCGACGAGGAAACCUUGGUGGAGAUCCUGUGCACGCGCACUAAGAGGGAGAUCGCUGACAUCGUUGAGGCGUACGAGCGCCUGUACGACCGGCCGCUAGCGGAGCACAUGUGCUCGGAGACCUCCGGUGAUUUCCGUCGCCUGCUCACGCUCAUCGUCACUGGGGCUCGACAGGGGGCGCGCGACGAGGAGGGCGCUCCGGACCACGCGCGCGCCGAGGAGGCCGCGCAGGCGCUCUACGACGCGGGGGAGGCCAAGUGGGGCACUGACGAGGAGAUCUUCAACAAGAUUCUGGCUCACGAGAGCUUCGCGCAGCUGCAGCUGAUCUUCGAGGCGUACAAGGGUAUCUCGGGCCGCACCAUCGAGCAAGCCAUCAAGGCUGAGAUCGGCGGCGAGCUCAAGGAUGCGUUGUCGGCCAUAGUGGAAUGCGUCGAGAACGCGCCCGCCUGGUUCGCGCAACGAUUGAGGAAGGCGAUGGAGGGAGCGGGCACUGAAGACCGCACUCUCGUCCGCAUCAUCGCCAGCCGCGCUGAAAUCGACCUCGGCAACAUCAAGGCGGAGUACGAACGCAUCUACGAUAAGACGCUCGAGAGCGAUAUUAAGGGCGAGACUUCCGGCGACUACAAGCGCGCGCUCGUGGCGCUGAUCGGGCCAGCGUAAGGAACAUCAAGGGUUGAAAACAACCAUAUCCCAAGAAUUAGAAGAUUUGCGUGCUGUUGUGUGUUUUGUAUUACGUUCAAGUUUCAUAUUGAAUCUGAAGUUAGUUAUCUAAGUUUCGUAUUCACAUUUUUAUGAGUAAUGUUUAUCUUCAAACCAAUCAAUUAAAAUAAUAUUUUACAAUGCCAGAAGUACAGUCGGAAAAUCUACUUUGAUCUAUACUCACAACUGUC
Molecule: messenger RNA, 1313 nt
Organism: Chilo suppressalis (striped riceborer)
Lineage: Eukaryota; Metazoa; Arthropoda; Insecta; Lepidoptera; Crambidae
Source: the annotation of a GenBank genome assembly